Messenger RNA from Ornithodoros turicata, 2889 nucleotides. RefSeq lists its product as uncharacterized. The transcript has a single exon. Lineage: Eukaryota; Metazoa; Arthropoda; Arachnida; Ixodida; Argasidae. The coding region runs from base 1 to 2889 and encodes 962 amino acids. The record is from RefSeq and is a predicted model, not a curated record.
AUGCCUAACAGCAACGUUCCAGAGAAGCUUCAGCCCAAGCGGACAGCGAGAAGAACGCAAGCAACGAAGAUUAUUAACGAAGCUACCGCUGCGCUUCAGGACCAGAGUGCCACAGCAGAGAAUAUCACUGCCCUACUGGAGAAGCUCACGACAUGCAGCAAGCAGCUUUACGUUUUGGAUCGGGAAGUGGAGGACAGCAUCGCUCCUGAAGCGUUCACAAGUGAAUACGACUCUGUUCUGCAGUAUGAAGAAAGGAUAGCAGAGUGCAUCGCAAGGCUACGACUCACCUUCGAACGACUGCCACCGACUACAACGACGCCUACACCAGCAGGCACAACUACAAGUUCUCCGACGCCACAGAUCCCUGACCGUAGUACCGGAGUCAGGCUGCAACGCCUUCAACUGAGGAAGUUCCGCGGAGAUUUUACAGGAUGGCAGCCGUUCUGGGAUCAGUUCAAGGCCAAUGUGCAUGACAACAGGAAUUUAACCAAAUCGGAUAAAUUCCAUUACUUUCGAUCGUUGUUGCUCGCAACAGCGGAGGCAGCCAUAUCAGGACUGCAGACGACCGAAGCGGCGUACGACGACGCUAUCGCUUUGCUCACUCAACGGUUCGGAGACCGCGGAAGGCUUGAGGAACAGUACCUAGGGAAGCUUAGAACGCUUCCACAUGUUAAGUCUUCAACGGACACGUGCGGUUUGCGAAAACUUCACGACUACGUGCAGACGAACAUAUGCGGUUUACGCUCUUUAGGCAUACCAACAGUGACUUACUCUUCGAUGAUGACGCAAAUCCUACUGGCCGCAAUACCGUCCGACAUAGUGCUCGAGUACCAUCGUUUGAACCUCCGGAGCAUACAGAGAGACGCCGCAACACCAGCAGAACACGAAAUCGCCACGUUACAAGAUGAAGGCGCUGCCUCCACAGCUUCCGCAGAACUGAACAAGGUGUUGGCUUUCCUGAAGGCGGAAUUUGAAAGCAGAGAAAGGAGUGGACUUUGCGACCGCCAGGAUCAGAAACCGUCCGGCCAACGGAAGACGGGAGCAAAAGGUCAUGCCAGUGCACUCUCGGCUUUCGCGUUGCACAACCAAACUGUCCCGACGAACUGCCUCUUUUGCAAGGCGAAGUCUCACGCCACUGAGAACUGCAACGCGGACAUGUCGCAGGAAGACAAAAAGAAGACGUUGGCCAAGUACAGGCGCUGUUUUCGGUGCACGAAGGCGUUCCACAAUUCAAAGGAAUGCCGUUACAAGGGAAGGUGCUCAAAAUGCAGAGGAAGACACGUUGCCACAAUGUGCGACCCCAACUGGACGGCCGCGCACGCGAAUGAAACUCAAGACAAAAACGCCAUCGAAACGACAGAAACUUCAGUCCUGAUGUCUUCCGCGACAAGUAUGAGCACUGUGCUCCUCCAAACGUUUCGUGCCUGGACUGUGUCGGGUACCAGGUGCCAGUAUAUCAGAGGAAUAGAUGACAGUGGAAGUUCACGAACGUUCAUCCGGGAAGAUCUAGCAAGGGAACUCGGUUUGAAGGAGGUAGCCCAAGUUUGGAUCGGAAUUAACACGUUCGCCUCACACUCGGAGUGUCGGCCCACAAAACGAAGCGUUGUGGAAGUAACUGUGCGAAGCCAGUACACCCACGAAGACGUCAAGCUAGCAGCCAUCGUCAUACCAGUGGUAUGCAGAGAUAUGCAGGAAUCGCCGGUGGACAACGAACACGUACUUGCACUUCAGGACUGUGGUGAACUAAUCGCCGAUGUUGUGGCUUUUCCUGGUAUGCGGCAAGUAAAUGGCAUCAGUCUGCUUAUUGGAUCCGAUCAAGUUUGGAAGCUGAUCUCCGGCGAAAUUCGCCGCUACGGGAAGCAGGAAGAGCUCGUUGCCACCGAACCGAUAUUGGGAUGGACGUUCCAAGGCCCAAGCCAAGUGAAAGCUCUCGUCGCGCAACAAGCAGACAGCCUCAUAUGCGUGCUGAGAACAAACGGGAACUGCGUGCUCCUGCAAGAUGAAGAAAUAAGGCAGGUAUGGGAAAUCGAAGAUACAGGCAUCAACGAAGGCGCCCCACCGACGGCAUUGACGAGUAACGUGCUAGCAGAGUUCCAGCGCACUGUAAAGAUGGCAAACAACAGUUAUGAGGUGCGCCUCCCAUGGAAGAACGUCCCCGUCCCACUGCACGAUAACCGUGCUGUCGCAGAAAGAAGACUGAAUCGAUUGGUGAAACGGCUCGCCGUGAACGACGCCUUGGUAAGAGAAUACGACAAGAACAUUCGCGCGUAUUUGUUGAACGACCACGCGGAACCAGUACCUAUCUCAGAGGCAAAGAUACCGGAACGCAUCUACUACAUGCCUCAUCGUGAGGUCAUCCGUCCUGAGUCUACGACUACGAAAAUGCGGGUCGUGUUCGAUGCUUCAUCGCAUUCUGGCAACUGUACAUCGCUCAACGAUCACUUGGAAAAAGGGCCGAAGGUUCAACCUGACUUGUUAGAUACGCUACUCCGUUUCAGAACGCAUCCGAUUGGAAUCACUACAGACAUUGAAAAAGCGUUUCUGCAAAUCAGUGUGGACGAACGCGACAGAGAUGUGUUACGUUUUUUGUGGUUUGAUCGGGUGCCACUUCGACAAACCAUUACAUACAGCGCCAAAAUGGUGGAAUGGCGCAUGCGGCGGGUGCCUUUUGGGACAUCGGCCAGUCCGUUCCUGCUAGCAGCGACUCUGGAGCAUCAUUUUCGUAAACUCACCGGCGACUUACAGGACACUGCAGACGUCUUGGCGUCUUCAUUCUACGUGGACGACUUGCUGACUGGAGCACAAGACUUGGAGUCAGCAGUGAAGCUUUACAACGACGACAACGAGUUCAUCGCUGUUAGCUUUUCUCCUCCUGUUGGGCUGGCCUAG